CACGGGCACAGCUGUUGAAGAUGCAUUCUACCGCACUCCCGGCACUCACUUUCGACGAGGUCGACGACUUACUGUACUUCACUCGAGCGAAUGAAGCGCAGGAGCUACAGCAGACGAUUACUGAGCUGGCGCAAAAAUACUCGUGCUCUCAGAAGGAUGUCCUUGAGGCUGCAGUUGAUCCGGAGAGCGGCAACACCGUGCUGCACUUCUGCUCGGCAAAUGGCUUAACGCAGCUACUUCCGAGUCUGUUAUCUGCACUUGGAGCCACAGAAGGAUCUCCCAUCGAGUUCGUCAAUCGCGGCAACAAGGAGGGAAAUACGCCACUGCACUGGGCCGCGUACAACGGACAUCUCGAAAUUGUCAAGGCAUUGAUUGCGUCUGGCGCAGAUAUGUGGCAGAAGAAUACGGCUGGUCACUUGGCCAUGUUCGAGGCGGAACGGGCUGACAAGAAUGACGUGGUGCAAUAUCUGCUCGAAGCUGGUGGCAAGGAGGUCGAAAGAGCGGGAGAGGAAGGUAUGCCAUCGGAAGAGGAUGUGGUCGAGGUGCAAGACGGUGAAGCGAACAGUAGUGCUCAAGCGAGUGCAGGAGACGUGGACAUGGACAAUGCACCUUGAGAUGGCGUCCACGAAGGCAAGACAUCAUGAAGUCACUAGCAGUGAGGCUUGUCGAGGCAUCGUCAAGGUACAUUGCUGUCAAGAGAAGGCUGAUCGACAGCUGUAAUUGACUGCCGAAGACACCCAGGACGGCCAGGAGACGUCCACAAGUAGUGGCGCGGCAUCACAGAGUCCGAUCGUAGGGAUGCCACGAGAGCGCAAGAUUGGCAGCGAGGUCACGCUUAGAGCUCGUCAGCCAGCGGCGUUCUUUGCUAAGCCAGACUUUACUACGCGCGCUCUUCCUCCGACGGAGCAUUGUCUUCACAGACGAGCCUGCGCAGUUAUGAUGAAAAAUGCGUAGGACUAGCCAGACAUCGAAACACCGUUGGGGGAGUUGCUCGAAGCGCACUAUGAAAUCUUCGUUCUCUUGUCAAGCCUCAGGCCAUCGGCGUGGUGACAAUACAAUCAUCUGAACCACAACAGAUAAUGAUAUACAGAAUACACUAUAUAGCAGGAUAUACAAAGCACGCCUUUA
Molecule: messenger RNA, 1128 nt
Organism: Sphaerulina musiva SO2202
Lineage: Eukaryota; Fungi; Ascomycota; Dothideomycetes; Mycosphaerellales; Mycosphaerellaceae
Product: ankyrin
Exons: 1
Coding region: 21-614 (197 amino acids)
Molecular function (GO): protein binding
Source: RefSeq, a predicted model, not a curated record